GUAAUUAUUUGUAUGUAUUUCUCACCGCCAUUGCUUUUUACCGAUGUAAUCUUGAAAUGAUUUUAAUCUAUAUUCAUCUGCAAAUGUAUGUGAUGUUUUAGCAAAACACUGAAGUGAUUGUGUACUAAGACUAUUGAACUUCUAAUAGUUUUGUGCUGGGCUUUGUCAUGGCCGGCAAUGGUGGGGAGACGACGUGGUGUUUCAGUCAGGUGAAGGGCACCCUAGAGGACGAUGUGACUGAGGCUGACCUCAUAUCGUGCGUAGAGUUCAACCACGACGGCGAACUCCUCGCCACCGGCGAUAAAGGAGGACGAGUUGUUAUUUUUCAGAGAGAUCCAGCAUCAAAACAAUGUGUUCCCAAGAAGGGCGAGUACAACGUGUACUCGACAUUCCAGUCACACGAGCCGGAGUUUGAUUACCUCAAAUCUUUGGAAAUCGAGGAGAAGAUCAAUAAGAUUAGGUGGCUGAAGCGCAAGAAUCAAGCGCACUUUUUACUAUCCACUAACGACAAAACUAUUAAAUUAUGGAAGGUGUCGGAGCGCGACAAGCGCGUCACUGGUUACAACACGCGCGAAGAGGGAGGAAGGCCGCGGGAUCCAACGCGCAUCACACAGUUGCGUGUGCCCACUGUGCGCCCUGCAGAACUCAUGGUCGAGGCAUCGCCCAGGAGAAUAUUCGCGAAUGCUCACACUUACCACAUAAACUCGAUCUCGCUCAAUUCGGACCAGGAGACAUACCUAUCUGCUGACGACCUACGAAUCAACCUGUGGCAUUUAGAAAUAACCGACCAGAGCUUUAACAUAGUGGACAUCAAGCCAGCGAACAUGGAAGAGCUUACAGAGGUCAUUACCGCUGCAGAGUUUCAUCCAACCGAGUGUAAUCUCUUUGUAUAUUCUAGUAGUAAGGGUACGAUUCGGUUGUGUGACAUGCGGGCGGCGGCGCUAUGCGACCGCCACGCCAAACUGUUUGAAGAACCGGAGGAUCCUCACGCGCGAUCGUUCUUCUCCGAGAUCAUAUCAUCUAUCAGUGAUGUCAAGCUCAGCAACUCUGGCAGAUAUAUGAUGUCGAGAGACUAUUUAGGUUUAAAAGUAUGGGAUCUUAGAAUGGAGACAAAACCUGUAGAAACAUAUCCAGUACACGAAUACCUCCGCUCUAAGCUGUGUUCGUUGUACGAGAAUGACUGCAUUUUCGACAAGUUCGAGUGCUGUUGGAGUGGUGAUGACCACCGGCUUAUGACCGGCUCGUAUAAUGGAUUCUUUAGGGUGUUCGAGCGGGGCGCGGCGGGCGGUGGGGGCGCGGGGGGCGCGGGCGGCGCGGGCGGGCGGCGCGCCGAGCUCACGCUGGAGGCGUCCCGCGAGGCGGCCGCGCGGCCCCGCCAGCCGCUGCGGGCGCGCCGCGUCGCAGCCACCGCCAAGAGGAAGAAGGAUGAAAUAAGCGUCGACUGCCUUGACUUCAACAAAAAGAUCCUCCACACAGCGUGGCAUCCACACGAGAGUAUCAUAGCAGUCGCCGCGACGAACAAUUUGUUUAUUUUCCAAGACAAAUUUUAGCGGGCCAACGCCUCUGCAUAGAUAACUGGCCUUAGGUAAGCGAGGACUAGCACUCUAUUGCGCGGAUUUCUACGUCCCACGUUCAAUUUUGUAAAUCUGGCAAUAGAAGUAUUUGAACACUGUACCUGUCGCUUAUAAACAGUAAAAAUCGCAUUGUGUUAUAAUAUUAUGUGAAAUAUUCAUCUGCUUUUGUUGGAGACUGUACUUAUCCGGUUUGGUCCAUAUCCCCCAUAUAAAUAUAGUAAAUAGUUUUCGACAUGUCUAAAUUUACUUUAUCUAAUAAUCACACUUUCUUGACCCUUCUAAAACAAAGUAAAGGAAAUAAAUCCAUAAAUCCACAAAACGCCAUCCAAAAUUUAAUCAAUUUACAUAUAAUUAUAUAAUUUAAAUUGUAACUGAAAAAUGUUGCUGAAUAUGUGUGAAUUUUGCAUGUGUUAGUGUGUAGUAGUGUGUGUUAGGAUUUUUAUUUUAUGGGGCAUAUAGGACCAAAUUAGGACUAAUACUCAAUUCAUACAUGUGUUUCUUUUGAAUUACAUACACAUGGCCUGCUCAAUGUUAAUGACAAUUUACAAUAUAUCGUCCUUAUAGAGAUUUCGAAAAGAAUUCCAUCCGUCGCUUUAAAUCACAGCCUUAGAAUAACAGAUUAUCGACAAUGGUUUAGUAAAUAUGUUUUGUAUACAGGUAAAAAGAGCAGGCGUAAAACUUGCGUCUUCCUUUUCACUCGCACCGUUAACGACAGAGAUGCAGUACGUCAUAGGCGUGUUCUCUUCCAUAUUGCGCCACGAAUUUAGGAAGUACAAUUUUAUAAAAAGAACCAACGAAUUGAUGUCCUCCUUACUUUUGGCGUGUAAACUGCGGCAGCUGUCAAUAGGGUUAGUACUGUUGGUAGAAAGAUCAAAUUUUAACAAAUGUUUGUCUGGUUCCGAGGAAUAAUAUAUAUUUUUAAACAUAACUACCAUGUAUUCAUUUCCCAUAUAUGCGAAGCAAGAUUAAGUGAAAAAGUUUGAGAAGAUUAGUAUUGUGAAUUCGCUUGCCAGUGACAAAAAGUCAUGGCAUACACGUGUAGUAUGAAGGAAUCAGUUUUCGCAUAUAAUAAGAACAUGCUUUGUUUGACACUAUUUACAUCACAAAUACAACUUCUUAACACGCUCAAACCACUAUUGACGUCUGCCUUUGCAGUGUUGUUGAUGUAUUGCGUCGUAUUUUGUGGCUACAACUCGUACCGAUAACAAAAAUACUUUUGAUGUUUUAACCUCUUUUAUAAGUGCUUUAUGAGUGAUGUUUUUCUAAAAUUUUAUUUGCUCUCUUGCCUCAUUGGUUAGUUUUAUUGUUUUUAAUAUUAACAGUUAUUAAAUUUAUCUGUUUCAAUCAAUCAUGUGUUGUUAGUUCGUCUGUCUACAUUUUUGGUGCAUAAAUUUAUUAAUAACUUCUUUUUAACGAUCAUAGACUAGCUGGAUAAACUUACCAGUGACUAGAUAAUGUUGCCAUAUAAUAUGACGCAAUAAUUAGUUAGCUAGAAUCUAAGUCCGUUAAUUAACUCUGAUAUACGCUUUUCAUACUUAAGGUUCUAAGCGAUAGUAUUUAUUGUUUAACCACAUAAGUGAUGCUUACAAUGUCACAUGAGAUUAGUUAGUUGUCAAAUGGACACUGUACCUUGAUGCUUGAAAUGUAAAAUAUUUAUUCUGUAUUUAUAUAACAUUUGGCGUUAAGAAAAAUCAGAAAUCAAGUGCGAUAAUGUUAUGAAAUUAUGUUAAAAGCCUGCGAGAGAGACAUGGAUUGUCUGUAUAAUGCAGCAGUAGAAUUAUUUAUUGUAUUGACACUAAAACUGACAUAACAUAAAAUAAAAAACAAAUUUGUACUUAGUUGAAUCAAAUGCAAUAUGUUUAUAAGUCUUCAAUAUUUAGUCAAAAACUUUAGUAAUAUAUCAG
Molecule: messenger RNA, 3478 nt
Organism: Achroia grisella
Lineage: Eukaryota; Metazoa; Arthropoda; Insecta; Lepidoptera; Pyralidae
Gene: tws
Product: serine/threonine-protein phosphatase 2A 55 kDa regulatory subunit B alpha isoform
Exons: 11
Coding region: 168-1550 (460 amino acids)
Biological process (GO): peptidyl-serine dephosphorylation
Cellular component (GO): cytosol; protein phosphatase type 2A complex
Molecular function (GO): protein binding; protein phosphatase regulator activity
Source: RefSeq, a predicted model, not a curated record